UAAGUGACUAGCUUGCGGCGACGAUGGACGCGCCGGCCAUGGUCAUGAACAGGCACGUUCCCGAGGACGUCGGCCUCCGCAACGUCGCGGCGGCGGAGGAGGAGGGGGGACAGGGGCAGAUGCGCCGGGGAGAGGAGAAGCAGCACAAGCCGGUGCUCAAGAAGGUGAAGGAGAAGGUCAAGAAGAUCAAGAACACCAUCGCCGGCGGCCACGGCGGGAACAACGGCGGUGGGGAGCAGGGCGACGAGCGCUCUGGAGGAGGAAGCAGCAGCAGCGAGGAGGGCGAGGACGAUGUGGCGGCGCAGAGGAUGGGUGCGGUGGAACAGGGCGGGUACCAGGAGGACGUCGAGGACAAGCCCGUCGCCAUGGAGUCGGACCCCGAGGUCCAUGGCGCGCCGAUGUACGAUUCGGCGAGGAUCCCGGCGGUGCAGGAGGUGGAAGGCGACGACGCGCCGAGGGUGCGGCUAGGCGACCUCGGCGGCCCCGUCGUCGAGGACCCGGCGGCGCCACACUCCACGACGCGGGCGCCGCGGGAAGGGGAGGACAUCGGCACGACGCCCGUCGUGCGCGCCUUCGAGUCGAUGAGCAUCUCCGACGACCACCCGAAGCACGUCGGCGCCGGGAAGCCAGACGAUGACGUGGCGAAGGAGCCAAUGCCGGUGUCGGACGUCACCGCCGGCGGUGAGGAGUGGAAGGACGCGAACGCGACACCGACCGACGGCGGUCACGGCGCCGCUGCUCCCGGCGCGACGCCCACCGACGGAGCCGCGUCCGGCGCGACCUACACCGACAAGAUCAAGUCGGCGGCGGCGGGCACCACGGAGUACGGCAAGAAGCUGGCCACCACGGUGUACGAGAAGGUCGCCGGCGUCGGCACGGUCGUGGUCGGCAAGGUGCAGCAGGUGACGCAGUCUGCCGGCAGCCCACGGUCCCAGGCCACCGCACAGGACUCCACCACCACCGCCGCCGCCGGCGGCGAGCCGGCGAGCGGGCAGCCGCAGCAGGACAAGGGCGUAACGGUCACCGGCUACAUCGCCGACAAGCUCCGUCCGGGCGACGAGGACCGCGAGCUCAGCCAGGCGAUCUCCGGCGCGGUGCAGCGGCGCAAGGACGACGUCGGGAGCGCGGUGCCGGCGCCGAGCACCGCGAUGGCCAAGGCCCGGGAGGCCCCCGCCCAGGUGCUCACCAAGGCGCGCGAGACCGUCACCUCGCUCACCGGCGGGAGCCGCGUCUCCGAUUCAGCUCAGCCCACCACAGAUGCGAGCGUGACGGAUGGCGCGCGGGUGGAGGGGCCGGUGGUGCGCGGGGAAGAGAUCGGAGACCCGCAGCCCAAGCCGAACGUAAGCAUGACGUGAACGCGAGGCCCAAGCCGGCUGCACGAAAUGGAUCAUCCUUUUUGUGUUUAUGUAUGUAAUGCGUGAUUAAUGUUGCCUGUGUCGUGUGCUUGGAAUAAACCCGUGUAUACGGUUUUGUUGUGUUGAUGUGCAGUUUUUUUUUGUUUGGUGUCUCAUGUGUAUCUGUGAAUCUAAAGCACUCCAUUUUUAUUUUGAAAAUGACGAAGUUCAGACGAUGGGUGUAAUGAUUUGUUGUACGCACUGUUGUUUGUUUGUAUCAUUGUAUGAGGAGCUCAUUCCACAAGUGUUAUAUGAAACGGAUCACAAGU
Oryza brachyantha (malo sina) is the source of this 1663-nucleotide messenger RNA. RefSeq lists its product as uncharacterized. Gene Ontology annotation, biological process: response to stress; response to abscisic acid. NCBI's taxonomy places the organism in Eukaryota, Viridiplantae, Streptophyta, Magnoliopsida, Poales, Poaceae. Bases 24 to 1355 code for a protein of 443 amino acids. The transcript is spliced from 4 exons. The record is from RefSeq and is a predicted model, not a curated record.